Lachancea dasiensis is the source of this 708-nucleotide messenger RNA. Lineage: Eukaryota; Fungi; Ascomycota; Saccharomycetes; Saccharomycetales; Saccharomycetaceae. The record is from the annotation of a GenBank genome assembly.
AUGGAGACUACCAAACAUGUAUCACGGAAAGAAUUAUUCGACUCUGAUGAUGCUCAGGAAUCCCAACCACCCAGCAGCCAUGACGGAUUGAUUCCCGAACUAGAAUUUGUCUCUGUGGAACCAUCAGCAGAUACGGAUAAUAAGGAGUCUUUUCAAGAUGAAUACGACUUCCCAUUGUUUUCCUUUGGCAUAGCCGAAAGCAAGGUCAAGUCGACAGAAGUUGACGUCAAAAUUAGAGACAACGAUAGCGACAAUAGAGGCCGCAGCUCUUCGAGGCUGAUGAAGGUCUCAUUGAGAGAACCAUCGCCCGAUAUAGUUCGACAGGAAAGACCCCAGAGCUAUUAUUUUGCUAAAUACACAACGCAGGAGCUUAUCAAGUUUGAAAGAAGUGCGCUCGAACUGAAGGAUAUCCUGGAAGAAUGUGGCUCUAGGUCCGCGCCAUUCAAGAAUCGUUUUCUAGACGUCAACAAGCAUAAUGAGAAAAUUGAACUCGAACGUCUGCGAGCGCUGAAAGCCAAACGCAGGAGACCAGGGAAAAAGCAGCGUGAAGCUAGAAAACUCGGUGCAGAACGAGAUCAGAGCCGCGCACAGCAACUCAAGGAGGUGAAGAAACUAGCAAAGAAAAAAUUCCACAAACGGGGCGGCAAGAAAAACAAGAAGUCAGCUGCACCGGAUGUAAAGCCAGCCCCACGCUUUCGCACAGAAUAA